Tarenaya hassleriana is the source of this 972-nucleotide messenger RNA. RefSeq names its product NAC domain-containing protein 83-like. The transcript is spliced from 3 exons. Lineage: Eukaryota; Viridiplantae; Streptophyta; Magnoliopsida; Brassicales; Cleomaceae. Gene Ontology annotation, molecular function: DNA binding. Gene Ontology annotation, biological process: regulation of DNA-templated transcription. The record is from RefSeq and is a predicted model, not a curated record. Bases 116 to 748 code for a protein of 210 amino acids.
CGCCUCCCUCACUCGGAAUCAAAACAUCUCAAUUCCGAAUCCCCUUCCAUCACAGGAUCCUCCUCCUCCUCCUCCUCCCCCUGCGUUUUUCCGCUUCGAUUCUCCUUUUGCUUCAAUGGAGAUUCAGCUUUUCACUGGGUUUAGGUUUUCUCCAAACGACAUGGAAAUCGUGAAUCAUUAUCUGAAGAGGAAGGUUCUUGGCCUGCCAUUGUGCGCCGAUUUCAUGGUUGAUGUUGAUGAUCUCGCCUGGAGGGAUCCUUGUACCUUGCCUGGAGGAGACAAGCACAGGUAUUUCUUCAGCAAAAAGAUUAGGAAUGUGGUUACAAUGUCUCGUUAUUGGACACCAAUGGGGCAAGAGAUGGGGAUUUUGGAUCCUGUAAGCAACGACGUGGUUGGGAUUAGACAAACACUGGCUCUUGUUCACACCGAUGGGAAGAUGCCUUUGCCUUUUAAUCAGCCUAAAUCCUUUUGGUUCAUGCACGAGUAUCGCUUCACCGAGAUGCAUGGAACGGGUGAGCAAGAGUGGGCUGCUUAUCAUGUCUUUCACAAGGAGAUCAAGACCUAUGAUGGCAUCAACCUUCAGCUACACAGUGAAACAGACGAAUCUGAAGGGAGUGACGAUGAAGAAAGUAACUACGGAGAGAAUGAUGAAGAAGAGAACAUUGGCGAUAUGCCCGACUUCAUUGAUCACAUCGAUCAAGAUGAAGAGGGCUCCGGCUUUGGUCCUCCGCCACCUGAUUCACCUUAGCUCGGAGCUUAGAGAAGAUUGACAGCAGAAAAACCAUUUUGACAUCACAAAAUCCGUUCCAUGUUUUGAUCCUGAGAAGAAUCUCCUGGUUUUCAUGUCUAGUUGCACUUGCAGAAGAGCUCAAAUGACAUUCAGUUCUUCCGGAUUCUUUGUACUGUAUAGCACUAGAUCAUGUUAUAGGUCUGUCUGAUAUUUUCUUAGUAAAACCCUUGCUGAUAUUCUUA